AUGCGCAAGGGGUUCGACAAUCUUGGGGCCGGUGGUCUUGCGAAAUUGCAGGCCCCGGAAGCUUGGUUUGCCGCGGAAGAGUUCGCAUGCGCCGGGAGGUGGGCGGUUGAGGCUCAAAACUGGAUCAAGGGUGAUGUCAAGGAUGCUGCCAUCUGCUGA
Messenger RNA from Diaporthe citri, 159 nucleotides. RefSeq lists its product as uncharacterized. The transcript has 2 exons. NCBI's taxonomy places the organism in Eukaryota, Fungi, Ascomycota, Sordariomycetes, Diaporthales, Diaporthaceae. The record is from RefSeq and is a predicted model, not a curated record. Bases 1 to 159 code for a protein of 52 amino acids.